Messenger RNA from Fraxinus pennsylvanica, 2520 nucleotides. NCBI's taxonomy places the organism in Eukaryota, Viridiplantae, Streptophyta, Magnoliopsida, Lamiales, Oleaceae. The record is from the annotation of a GenBank genome assembly.
AUGUCUGAAAGCUCACAGCAUGGUCAAGGUGUGCAAUUUGUGCCAUUUAAGACCUCUACAGGUUCACUGAGGGUGUUGUUGUUGCAUGGGAAUUUGAAUGUAUGGGUGAAAGAAGCCAAAAACCUGCCAAAUAUGGAUUUAUUCCACAAGAAUCUAGGUGACAUAUUUGGAGGAUUUCCUGCAAGCUUUAGCAGUAAAACAGAAGGGAACCCAUCUAAGAAUACAAGUGAUCCUUAUGUCACAAUUUCAGUAGCUGGUGCUGUAAUUGGUAGGACUUUUGUGAUUAGUAACACUGAAAAUCCUGUUUGGAUGCAGCAUUUUUAUGUUCCGGUUGCACAUUAUGCUGCAGAAGUGCACUUUGUGGUUAAAGACAACGAUGUUGUGGGCUCACAGAUUAUGGGGGCUGUUGGAAUCCCUGUGGAGCAGAUAAUCUCAGGUGAUAGAGUUGAGAGUACUUUUCCGGUACUUAAUGGAAGUGGGAAGCCAUGUAAAGCAGGGGCUGUUUUGAGCCUGUCCAUUCAGUAUACUCCAAUGGAGAAAGUACCCCUCUAUCAUGGUGGGGUAGGAUCAGAUCUUGGGUAUCAGGGCGUGCCUGGUACAUAUUUUCCUCUUAGGAGAGGAGGAAAGGUAAAACUUUAUCAAGAUGCACAUGUGCAUGAUGAUUCCCUUCCAAAGUUGUUGCUGGCGAAUGACACAUUGUAUCAGCAUGGACAUUGCUGGCGUGAUAUUUACGAUGCAAUUAGUCAGGCUCGUCAUUUGGUUUACAUUACAGGUUGGUCUGUUUACCACCUAGUUCAACUAGUUAGGGAUGAUCCAAAUGCAACUCAUAGCACUUUGGGAGAGAUCCUGAAAGUCAAGUCUCAAGAAGGUGUGAGGGUCUUGCUCCUUGUAUGGGAUGAUCCUACUUCUAGGAGUAUUUUAGGGUAUAAAUCGGAUGGGGUAAUGGGCACAGGCGAUGAAGAAACUAGACUCUUUUUUAAGCAUUCAUCGGUGCAAGUGCUGCUAUGUCCACGAUCUGCUCAGAAAGGCAGCUGGGCAAAACAGCAGGAAACUGGAACAAUCUAUACCCAUCAUCAGAAAAGUGUCAUAGUAGAUGCUGAUGCAGGUAACUUCAGGAGAAAGAUCAUUGCAUUUGUUGGAGGCCUUGACUUGUGCAAGGGGCGCUUUGAUACUCCGCAGCACCCAAUUUUCUGUACGCUAGAAACUGUUCACAAAGAGGAUUAUCAUAAUCCCAAUUUUACGGGUCCUGCAGUUGGUUGUCCAAGAGAACCAUGGCAUGAUUUACACUGUAAUAUCGAUGGUCCAGCUGCAUAUGAUGUCCUAACAAAUUUUGAGGAGCGUUGGUUAAAGGCUUCAAAACGUCAUGGGAUUCAGAAGAUGAAAGCUUCCCAUGAUGAUGCUUUGCUUAAGCUUGAAAGGAUUCCCGACAUAUUAGGAAUAGAGGAGACUGCCUGCCUACAAGAAGAUGAUCAAGAAGUCUGGCAUGUCCAGGUUUUUCGCUCAAUAGACUCGAACUCUGUUAAAGGUUUCCCCAAAGAUCCAAAAGAAGCUACAAACAGGAACCUGGUAUGUGGGAAGAAUGUACUAAUAGACAUGAGCAUACAUUCAGCAUAUGUAAAGGCAAUUCGUGCAGCCCAGCAUUUCAUUUACAUCGAAAACCAGUACUUCCUUGGGUCAUCAUACAAUUGGAAUAAUUACAAAGACUUGGGUGCAAACAAUUUAAUACCAAUGGAAAUUGCUCUAAAAAUUGUGAAUAAAAUUAGAGCAAAGGAGAGGUUUUCAGUAUACAUUGUUGUCCCAAUGUGGCCAGAGGGUGUUCCUACCAGUACUCCCACUCAAAGGAUUCUCUUUUGGCAGCAUAAUACAAUGCAAAUGAUGUAUGAAACCAUAUACAAGGCUUUAGUAGAUGUAGGGCUUGAGAAUGAGUUUGAACCUCAAGAUUAUUUGAAUUUCUUUUGCCUUGGGAAUCGCGAGGCUCAAGACAUUGGAAGCUCAGAUGUUGAAAGUUCUGGAGGAAACGCACCACAAGCACUAACUCGAAAAAACCAACGAUUCAUGAUUUAUGUCCAUUCGAAAGGAAUGAUAGUAGAUGAUGAGUACGUCCUAAUGGGAUCGGCAAACAUUAAUCAACGUUCUCUGGAAGGAACGAGAGACACUGAAAUUGCAAUGGGUGCAUAUCAACCUCACUAUUCAUGGAUGAGUAAGCAUAUGAAUCCACAUGGUCAGAUCUAUGGAUAUCGGAUGUCGCUCUGGGCAGAGCACACGGGAACUCUCGAUGCGUGUUUCGAGCAACCAGAGAGUCUCGAAUGCGUGAGACGUAUAAGAUCAAUGGGAGAGCAGCACUGGAAACAAUUUGCAGCUGAUGAAAUAAGUGAAAUGAAAGGUCACCUACUCAAAUAUCCAGUUGAAGUUGAUCGUAUGGGUAAAGUGAAGCCUCUUCCUGGAUGUGAAACCUUUCCAGACAUGGGUGGAAAAAUAGUUGGAACUUUUACUGUCGUUCAAGAAAAUCUCACAAUUUGA